CUUCUCUUCUUGUUCUGACAGGAUGAGAAGAAUCAGCUGAUGACUACUAAUGUCUGGCUAUGGCAGGAGUGGGUAGAUGUGAAGCUCCAGUGGAACCCUGAUGAGUAUGGAGGAAUCACCUCUAUCAGAGUUCCCUCUGAAACAAUAUGGCUGCCAGACAUCGUCCUCUAUGAGAAUGCUGACGGGCGUUUCGAGGGCUCUCUGAUGACCAAAGCCAUCGUGAGGUCAGACGGGACAAUCAGGUGGACCCCUCCGGCCAGCUACAAGUCUUCAUGCACCAUGGACGUCACCUUCUUUCCCUUCGACAGACAGAACUGCUCCAUGAAGUUUGGCUCGUGGACCUACGACGGCAACAUGGUGGACCUGGUCCUUGUGGACCACUACGUCGACCGUAAGGACUUCUUCGACAACGGUGAAUGGGAGAUCCUCAACGCCACCGGUGCCAAGGGCAGCCGACGGGACGGUAUCUACUGGUACCCCUUCGUUACCUACUCCUUCAUCCUCAAGAGGCUUCCUUUGUUCUACACACUCUUCCUCAUCAUCCCCUGUCUCGGUCUGUCCUUCCUGACCGUGUUGGUGUUCUACCUCCCGUCUGACGAAGGAGAGAAGCUGUCUCUGUCCACGUCGGUCCUGGUGUCUCUCACCGUGUUCCUCCUCGUCAUAGAAGAGAUUAUACCGUCCUCCUCCAAGGUGAUCCCUCUGAUUGGAGAGUACCUCCUCUUCAUCAUGAUCUUCGUCACCUUCUCCAUCAUCGUCACAGUGUUUGUCAUCAACGUCCACCACCGCUCCUCAGCCACCUACCACCCCAUGGCCCCCUGGGUAAAAAACCUCUUCCUCCAGAGGCUACCCAGACUGCUUUGCAUGAGGGGACACACUGACAGGUACCACUACCCAGACAUUGAGCUGCGUAGCCCAGAGCUGAAGCCCCGCGGAGGUCCAGGGAGGAGGGGGGCGUCGGGCCACGGCCAAGCCCAGCAGAGAGGCCCUGUCGGGGGGAAGGAGGAUGAGAACCAUGCCUGGUUGGCCAUGCUGGAGAAAGCCACCAACUCAGUACGGUACAUCAGCCGUCACAUCAAGAAGGAACACUUUAUCAGAGAGGUGGUGCAGGACUGGAAGUUUGUGGCUCAGGUGUUGGACAGGAUCUUAUUGUGGGUGUUCCUCACUGUCUCCAUACUGGGUACCAUCCUCAUCUUCACUCCUGCCAUCACUUUGUACCUGACCACUCCCCCCUUCAACACAUAGACCCUAUCAGUAGACCCUAACCCCUAUAGACAUAAUCAGUAGACCCUAACCCCUACACCCUACCACAUACACCCUACAACACAUAAUCAGUAGACCCUAACCCCUACACCCUACCACCUACACCCUACAACACAUAAUCAGUAGACCCUAACCCCUAUAGACAUAAUCAGUAGACCCUAACCCCUACACCCUACCACCUAUACCCUACAACACAUAAUCAGUAGACCCUAACCCCUACACCCUACCACAUACACCCUACAACACAUAAUCAGUAGACCCUAACCCCUACACCCUACCACCUACACCCUACAACACAUAAUCAGUAGACCCUAACCCCUACACCCUACCACCUACACCCUACAACACAUAAUCAGUAGACCCUAACCCCUACACCCUACCACCUACACCCUACAACACAUAAUCAGUAGACCCUAACCCCUACACCCUACCACAUACACCCUACAACACAUAAUCAGUAGACCCUAACCCCUACACCAGGGCUGUUCUAUGUCGGUCCUGGUCCUGGUCCUGGUCCUGGUCCUGGUCCUGGUCCUGGUGGGCCCAAACACUUCUGGUUUUCAUCCUCUCCUUCUAAUAAGAGACUAGUCCAGUCCUGAGACACCAGGUGAGUGCAACUGACUGGAAUUGAACAGCCCUGCUCUACACCCUAAGCCCUACACCCUAAGCCCUACACCCUAAGCCCUACACCCUGCCUACUUCAGGGGUAUUCAAAUCUUACCCAACGAGGUCCAGAGUACUGCUUGUUUUCAGAUUUUUGUGUUUCCCAAUCCUGGUCCUAUGGACCCAGAAGGGUGCACAUUGUGGAUUUUCCCCAGCACCAGGUUUGCAGUGUGUUGGUUCCAGUAGUGUAAAGUACUUAUUAAGUCAAAAUACUGGUUGGUGCUGGGACCAGGACCAGGAUCAGUAAACCCUGCCCUAACCCCUACAUCCUAACCCCUACAUCCUAACCCCUACACCCUACAUCCUAACCCCUACAUCCUAACCCCUACAUCCUACCAUCCUCAUCUCUUCAGAUGUACCUUAAUGCCAGACAUUGAAGAUCCUGACCAAGUCCCCGACCACUGCUCUCAACACCUGCUAAGUACCUCACAGCCCCCCAUCCCCAAGACCUCCAAACCAUAUGUAACGGAGUUGGAAUCACUACCUUUUCUACGGCGUGACGCUACGAUGCGGGGGGUCAAGAGGGGGGUCAUGUGUAUUUACGAGGCAGAGGAUCCCUGGUUGGUUGGUUGGAGCCCAGGGACAUGGGAGGAAGCUAUACUUCCAAGCUUUACCCCAACUCUAGGCCCAGUCACCAACCCCUAACCCCUAACUCUCUCUCUCUUUCUCUUUCUCCCUCUCCCUCUCCCUCUCUCUCUCUCUCUCUUCUCUGUCUUUCUCUCUCUCUCUC
This is a messenger RNA of Oncorhynchus kisutch (coho salmon), 2653 nucleotides long. RefSeq names its product neuronal acetylcholine receptor subunit non-alpha-3. Gene Ontology annotation, cellular component: postsynaptic membrane. NCBI's taxonomy places the organism in Eukaryota, Metazoa, Chordata, Actinopteri, Salmoniformes, Salmonidae. The transcript has 8 exons. Gene Ontology annotation, biological process: monoatomic ion transmembrane transport. Gene Ontology annotation, molecular function: acetylcholine-gated monoatomic cation-selective channel activity; transmembrane signaling receptor activity. The record is from RefSeq and is a predicted model, not a curated record. The coding region runs from base 40 to 1242 and encodes 400 amino acids.